Messenger RNA from Morchella importuna, 984 nucleotides. RefSeq lists its product as uncharacterized. The transcript has 7 exons. Gene Ontology annotation, molecular function: ATP-dependent NAD(P)H-hydrate dehydratase activity. Bases 1 to 984 code for a protein of 327 amino acids. Gene Ontology annotation, biological process: metabolite repair. The record is from RefSeq and is a predicted model, not a curated record. NCBI's taxonomy places the organism in Eukaryota, Fungi, Ascomycota, Pezizomycetes, Pezizales, Morchellaceae.
AUGCCACCACUUCCUACACCAACGCCCAAAGAGCUCCUCAUGAGGGUGAGGAAGUUCAUUCCUCCUCUAUUGGAAACAAUGCACAAAGGACAGCAGGGAAGAGUUGCCGUAAUUGGUGGUUCUGAAGACUACACGGGCGCGCCGUUUUUCUCUGCAAAUGCGUCUGCGUUGAUGGGCGCGGAUAUGUCCCACGUUAUAUGCGAACCUCAAGCUGCUCAAGUGAUCAAAGCAUAUUCUCCUAAUAUCAUGGUACAUCCUUACAUGCGGCAGUCGCAUCACCGCGAGAAAGGGACAGAUACGGCCGAGGAGAUUAGCACCAAGAUUGAGGAAAUGCUGGACCGGCUUCAUGCUAUCGUCAUUGGACCAGGGUUAGGGAGAGACUCUUUGAUGCAAGAUACGGCCAAAUUGAUCAUAGAAGCAGCGAAGAAGAAAGGAAUGCCUUUUGUUGUAGAUGCCGAUGGACUUUUCCUAGUCCAGAAUCAUCCGUCGGUAGUCCAAAAUUAUACACACGCAAUCUUAACACCGAACAAAGCCGAGUUUGAGCGACUGUGUAAAACCAUGAAGAUCGAGCCUUCUCAUGGUGACGAGACGGAAGUCUGUUCAAGGCUUGCCAAGGCGUUUGGGGGGGUUACUAUUAUCCAGAAAGGGUCGAAGGAUUAUAUAUCCAAUGGGAAACAUACAAUGGUCUGCGAUCUCAAGGGGGGAUUGAAAAGAAGUGGAGGUCAAGGCGAUACGUUGACAGGAUGUUUGGUUACUUUUCUGGCUUGGAAAAAGGCAUAUCAAGAUAGACUUUGGAAACAUGACAACUCUUUAUCUGAUUCUGAAUUGAUUGCAUUGUCAGCAUUUGGUGCUUCAGCCAUGACAAGAAAUUGUUCACGGCUGGCGUAUGAGAAAAAGGGGAGGGCUCUACAAGCUUUCGAUCUUUCGUUGGAAGUUGGACAAGCUUUCAAGAAUCUGUUCGAAAGCGAAGACCCAAAACUUUAG